AUAGGCCGAGAGCAUUGCUCAAAAACUGCAAGCUGGUUCGUUGGUAGAAGCCCGUAGAUAUAUACGCCAUCAUUUUACAGAGUACUUCGUAAUAGGGUCCCUAUUACGAAGAACGAGAAGAAGAAGGGGUCGGAUUCACUGCUUCAAGAAGAGGCAUCUAUGGCGAAGAAAGUGGUAGGUCGGAUGCUCAUGGUUUCAAGCGAUGACAAUGCAAGAACAACAAGAGAAACUCAUAAAGGUGGAAUCACAUCUAAAGAAGUUGCUCCCAGACAUAGAAUGCCAAAAUGAGAGGAAACUCUACAGUCUAGAAUUUGAGGUUGAGUCAAUCGGGAAGAUACUUUGUCAAUAUUCAAAUAAAAAGAAGAAAGAUGCCAAAGCGAAGAAUCACCAAGAAGAAUGACAGGUUCGGUUCCCUAAUGGUUUGCCCCCACGGCCAUCCCAAAAAAGAACAACUUUGAAAAGUGAAACCUCAACUGAAUAAGCUCCUCCCAGGCAUAGAAUGCCAUAUUGCAAGAGAAGUCUAGAAUUCGAGUGUUAAAGGCUCUCUGUUGCACAUAAUAUCGCAACCCAGGAUUCCCCCGGUGUUCUUGCUGCCAGUGCACACACGAUGCCUCGGUAUUAUUGCGAUUACUGUGACACUUACUUGACACAUGAUUCUCCAUCUGUUAGAAAGCAGCAUAAUUCAGGAUAUAAACACAAGGCCAAUGUGAGGACUUAUUAUCAACAAUAUGAGGCACAACUUAACCAGAGUCUGAUUGACCAGAGGGUCAAGGAGCACCUUGUUGCAUUUAGGGCACCUGCCCCUCCUUAUGCACCAAUGAGACCUGGUCUUCCUAUGUUUCCUACCCCAGCACAAAUUCCUAUUGCAGGAAAUCCUCAACUAUCAACUGGUAACCCCUUAAUCCAAGGAAUCCGGCCGCCAGUUUUACCACGGCCACUGUCUGGUGUACCAGGUAUAACUGUAAAAUUGGCAUUUUUGCAUGUAUAUAAGCUCUAAAUAUUUCUCGUGAGUCGUGACUAAUUGCUUUCCAUCCACUUCUUUAAACUUCUUUAUUACUCCAUUCAUCCCUAAAUAAAUCUCAAAUGUUUCCUACAACCCUUUUUUGAAAUUAUCACCGUGUUUUUGUAACUUGUGAUUCCUCAUUUUUACUUUUGUGAAGAAUAUGAGAUGUUAUACUCUUGCAUGUCACUCCUGUUGUUCACUCGUGCUUUAACUCAUUAAAUUUUUUGAAGUUCAUGUUUCUACUUUCCACUAUCAACUUUCGAGUUUUAGUUAUUUAUAAAGCUUAGAUCAUUUUGCACUUCUUUAAAACUAAGGAAAUCAACGAGUUCUUUAUCCUAAAAGAUUUUGAAGUGAAGUUCACGGUUCUAUUUAUGAGUACAAAUUUUAGUUUUGUGUGGGUGUGUUUUGUUAUUGAAUUAGUUUUGUUUACAUUCAAAUUUGUUAUUUAUUUGUUGAUUCAGUUUUGUUAAUGAUUCAAUAACAAUUUACUGUAAAUCAAGAUGAUCGAACGAGAGUUCUUGCCAACAACACGUAGCGUGGUAAUGUUGAUGAAGUUUUUCUUUAAUAAUCAUACGAUUGAUUUGGGAGAGAGUUUGUGAAACUACUUGGUAAAGAAAAGGUAAUAGAUGGAGCUUCUAGUUACAACAUUAUGUUCCCAUGGAAGAGUUGAAGAGGCACUGACGUGUUCUAAGCAAAUGAUGAGGUUUGAUAGAAAAGUGAUUUUUUUUUCAUCCAAAAGACUGCCCUCAAAUUAAUUGCACGCAAUGGACCACUUCAUCGUUUUGCUUUUCGAAAAUAACAGUUUACCCCUGAAGUAUGGAAGUCUGUGCACUAAGCUCCUUAACCUUUGCUAUAUCAAAUGGAAAAAUACAGUUUGGAACACUAAACUUCUUUUCCAUGGUCCAGUGCUCGAGUAUAAAGGUCUCCUUCACGUUUGAAAGCUUGACUCACAAGAAGCAGUGAAGGUCUGCCAACUCUCCGGGAUUCCUAAUUUCUACGAGAAAAAAAAAACAAGAACAAAACAUUCAAUUUGGGUGUGAGUCGUCGGAUCCGAGCCUAGAUCUGAUUUCGGCACUUCCCAUUCGUCCCAUUUCUCUAUCCCCCGAUGUUAAUGCCAAAUCCUCUCCAGAUAUUGCGGUUCUGAUUCAGUUUCCGCCGUCCCCGACCCGUAGACGUUUUUGGGUCAUCAAAUGUCACUCUGCCGUGCAACCUAGUCGCAUGAAGUAGCAGCUUUGAUUCUCAAAUUUUUUAAUAUAUCCUUAGUUUUUAACUUUCUUUUUUACAUGUUUUCUUGUUGAUGCCACUUUUAAUUCAACCCCUUCAUCCUGAAUUAAUCAUCUCACUUAACUAUUUACGGUCAUUUUUUCUUUCUUUACCAAAUUUUCGUUAAAGGUUUGUUAACCUAACAUAGUCAUCAAGUUUAUAAAUAUAUACUUCCUACGUGCCACGAAACUUUCUAGUUUUGACUUUGGGAAGGAAGCUGUAGAAAUUUGACAAAGGGAAAAGGACGAUAAUCGAAACAAGUAGGGUUUAAAAAAUGUCGGAAUAUGGAGGGCAUAGAAAGGAGUUAGGGUAUGUUAGGUUAGCUUUAGAAAAAGCAGAGGCAUUUAUGUCCAUUU
Molecule: messenger RNA, 2622 nt
Organism: Cuscuta campestris
Lineage: Eukaryota; Viridiplantae; Streptophyta; Magnoliopsida; Solanales; Convolvulaceae
Source: the annotation of a GenBank genome assembly